CUAUAAAUAGGAGCGGAGAGCCCUCAGUCAGAACACAAUCACCCUGACUUCUUCUGAGACUCCUGACCAACAGAAACAUGGCUCCUUACUCCUACUGCAGUGACGCUGCCAGUCUAAAGAUGUCCGGCAAGGAAAAGAAUAAACUAAGAAAACCAGUGGUGGAGAAGAUGCGCAGAGAUCGCAUCAACAGCUGCAUAGAGCAGCUCAAGAAGCUCCUGGAGAAGGAAUUCCAGCAGCAGGACCCCAACGCCAAGCUGGAGAAGGCCGACGUCCUGGAGAUGACAGUGACCUUCCUGAAGCAGCAGCUCCGACCUCGGGCUUCUGUCUCCGCCGUCCCCAGGGCGCACAGUGAAGGCUACACCCAGUGCUGGCGGGAGACCCUCCACUUCCUGUCCAGCUGCAAGGGUGCCGUGCCCCUGCAGUGGCUUCACUGUCUCCAUGGAUCCCAGAGGGCCACUCAGCAGCUCUACCCCAUGUCUCCUGCCAGCUCCACAUGUGAACUGGUUCCAGUGAAGCAAGAACCUGGUGCUGAGAAACCCAUCUGGAGGCCGUGGUAGAGCCACUGGGACAUGAGAACCUGAGGGGUGGUCAUCUGCCUCUCAAAGUGUAGGAAAGAUCAUUUCCACAGUGUUUAAUUUGUGGCCAGUUUUUAUUACCCAGUUUUUGUUAUGUUGUCUAGCUUCACAUUGAAAUUCAGUGUUCUUGCAGUGCAAAUGUACAUUGUUCACAGAGAACUUAUUUUAAAUCCUUCAUAUUGAAGGAAAAUGUUAUCUUAAUAUAUAGUGUAUGUUGCUUUUUACAUUAGUUUUGACAGCAUGCUAUAUGUUUCCUUUAAUUCCUACAUUUUGUAGCUGAUGUAACGUUAACUUCCAUGAAGGGGGUGAUAGUUAAAAAUAUUAUAUGCAGUUGUCAUAUUUGCAUUCCAUAUUAGCUGUGUAUUUCCGUGUAUUGUGUUCUUAAGGGCACAGAGAGACAGCAGGGUAGCUGAUUGUCAGCGGCUCUACUGUUCCCUGAUUCUCACUGCUAAAGAAUAAAACAGUUAAAUGCCAACCAAAGCUGGACGUUUCUG
Molecule: messenger RNA, 1069 nt
Organism: Brienomyrus brachyistius
Lineage: Eukaryota; Metazoa; Chordata; Actinopteri; Osteoglossiformes; Mormyridae
Product: transcription factor HES-5-like
Exons: 2
Coding region: 78-557 (159 amino acids)
Biological process (GO): regulation of neurogenesis; anterior/posterior pattern specification; regulation of transcription by RNA polymerase II
Cellular component (GO): nucleus
Molecular function (GO): DNA-binding transcription factor activity, RNA polymerase II-specific; RNA polymerase II cis-regulatory region sequence-specific DNA binding; protein dimerization activity
Source: RefSeq, a predicted model, not a curated record